Messenger RNA from Paraglomus brasilianum, 384 nucleotides. The record is from the annotation of a GenBank genome assembly. Lineage: Eukaryota; Fungi; Glomeromycota; Glomeromycetes; Paraglomerales; Paraglomeraceae.
AUGAAUGCAUGCCCAUCAACAUUGCUUGUCGGUUGGAACAUUGAAGAAGCCGUGAACAUGUAUUUAAAGCCGUUCUUGGAUGAAUUGAAAAUUCUCUCAGAGGUUACGGUUGAUUCGCAAGUGCAGUAUUAUGCUCAACUGACUGUUACUCCAGAGAAAAAUGAGAAUGAGGGUUAUUAUUAUUUGAGACCGGAAAUGUUACUACAUUUUGUUAAUUCUGCAGAAUGGAAUUUAGCAUCUGCCGUGUCUUCAUAUCCAACUUUUAACCUAAUUUUGUAUAUACCAGAAGCAAAUCCAAGCCUUUACAUAUUUACAAUUCCAAAGGUGGCUAUAACGAUUGCUCGACGAUUAAGAAGACCACGUGCUAGAUCAUCCUAUCGAUAA